Molecule: messenger RNA, 1353 nt
Organism: Limulus polyphemus (Atlantic horseshoe crab)
Lineage: Eukaryota; Metazoa; Arthropoda; Merostomata; Xiphosura; Limulidae
Product: zinc finger protein 2-like
Exons: 8
Coding region: 1-1353 (450 amino acids)
Cellular component (GO): nucleus
Source: RefSeq, a predicted model, not a curated record
AUGGAGACCUGUGUUCUUAUCCCACCAGAGUUUAGCCUAGUUUUGAGCACCAUGAAUACGGAAAAGAAUUCUAACAGCUUGUAUGAAAUGGGUGUCAAAGUGUGGAGUAACCAACUGAUACCACAAGGAACCACGUUUUCUCCAUUCCAAGGCACAAUACGACUUGAUAGACUAGAAGUAUACAGUGUUCUUCAUGACAAUGAUGUGCGAAACAGAUUUGGUUGCUACGAUCAGAUCCAAGUCGUGGAAAACCGUAAAGUACGACACUGCAACUGGAUCCGCUUUCUUCGAUGUUCACCUACGGUGACAAGUGAUGUCAACCUGGUUGGCCGAGCAAGCCGCGAUGACAUAACUUAUGAAUGUAUUCGACAGGUGGCUCCCAACACCGAACUGGUUGUUCAUUACGAAGAAAACCGAGAAAGGACGCAUUUCUUUGGGCUUACCUCAAACCUUCUAACUAGUCCAUUUCAAAGUAACGUUUGUAGACAAGCAAUUGAAGAAAGUCCGUUGGAUUUAUCUAUGUCGUUGGUGUCUUCGCCGUCUGUGACAGUUUCCGGUGAUUUCGACAAACCUCACGAUUUAAGUAAAAGUUCUAUGUCAAGCUUACAAACGUCCCCGGAUACUCCUCUCUCUACAAAUGAAAACUUCGCUUGUCAGCCAUUAGUCGAUCUCAGGCCCGUCAAGAAACCACGAGAGCGGACAUUCCUUCCUUGUGAUUAUUGUGGAAAGUCGUUUGAUCGACCAUCUCUCCUCAGGAGACACCUGCGUACACAUACAGGAGAGAAACCCCAUGUUUGUGAUGUGUGUGGCAAAGGAUUUAGCACGUCCAGCUCUUUGAACACCCAUCGUCGUAUUCACUCGGGUGAAAAACCCCAUCAAUGCCCCAUAUGUGGUAAAAGAUUUACUGCCAGUUCAAACCUUUACUACCACCGUAUGACACACAGCGCUGAAAAACCGCACAAGUGUAACAUAUGUGCCAAGUCGUUCCCCACUCCCGGAGACCUGAAGAGUCACAUGUACAUACACAACGGCUCUUGGCCGUUCAGAUGUCACAUAUGUGGGCGUGGAUUCAGCAAGCAGACGAAUCACAGAAACCAUUUGUUUCUUCACACUGGAGACAGACCACAUGUUUGCAAGGUAUGCCAUAAGAGAUUCGCCCUAGCCUGCAACCUUCGCGCCCAUCUAAAGACUCAUGAAGAUUCACAGCAAGGGAAGUGUCAUCGCUGUGGUCGCCUGUAUCCCGUUGAUAGGGGCCUUGUGACGUACGGUUGUUGCUACGAGUGCUAUAAUAAUAAUCAAGGAAUUCCACUGAUUGGUCAACCUCAUCAUCGUUACCUACAAAUACUUCACUGA